AUGACGGUUCAGCUCCAGGUGAUGCCCCAACUGGCCGAGGCCUUGAACGAUCAGGAUGAUUGGACCGGACUCACGGAUGCCGUUUCACGAAGAAAGAGACAGAAUCGACUGAAUAUAAGAGCCUAUCGCCGACGACGUAAAGCACUAGAGGUAGGAGAAAAGCAGGAGGCCUUGUCCAUGGCCAAAAGCAGUCCGGUCAAGAUAGAAGGGCCUGCAAUUCCGUGCUGGGAUGAAGAUCUACAGACGGUAAUAAGUCUUCCGGCCUCGGAGGUGGAUUCUAGAAUGGGCAUACUGUGCAAGCCGUUACUACUACUGUUGGCAGACGGAAAAACAGUCACGCCUACCAGGCAAACGCCACACAAAGUCAUCUUUCCUCUCUGCCCUGAUCAUCUUAUUCUUCUUCUUCAGUACAACGUCUUACGUGCUACUCUCAUCAACAUCAAAAUUCUAUCGCCUCUUCUCACAAUAACGUCUUGUUCGGCAGACACCCUUAACGUCUUACCUAAACCAUCAUUGCCAGAUCAGAUUCCACCUACAUUAUGGCCCACUAAACUUCAACAGACUAUACCUCAUGAAGAUUGGGUUGAUAUUAUACCGCACCCCCGCUGGCGAGACAAUGUCCUCCUUGCUCUUGGGACAUUCGACGAAGACGAACUCUGGUCAGACACCAUAGGAGGCUUGUUUGAAGGUUUUCCACAGUCAGAAAUUGAACGCCGUGGUGUGAUAGUGUGGUCACCACCAUGGGAUAUCUGUGGAUGGGAGAUCACGGAGGGAUUCUGGAAAAAGUGGGGAUUCUUGAUGAAAGGAUGUGAAGAUAUUCUAGACGUUACGAAUUAUUGGAGAAGGCAGAGGGGAGAAGAACCCCUCGUCUUUGAAGUUUGA
Molecule: messenger RNA, 882 nt
Organism: Talaromyces marneffei
Lineage: Eukaryota; Fungi; Ascomycota; Eurotiomycetes; Eurotiales; Trichocomaceae
Exons: 3
Coding region: 1-882 (293 amino acids)
Source: RefSeq, a predicted model, not a curated record